Messenger RNA from Cinclus cinclus, 1170 nucleotides. Its product is annotated as protocadherin-16-like. The record is from RefSeq and is a predicted model, not a curated record. Gene Ontology annotation, molecular function: calcium ion binding. Gene Ontology annotation, biological process: homophilic cell-cell adhesion. Lineage: Eukaryota; Metazoa; Chordata; Aves; Passeriformes; Cinclidae. The coding region runs from base 1 to 1170 and encodes 389 amino acids. Gene Ontology annotation, cellular component: membrane. The transcript is spliced from 2 exons.
AUGGGCCGGGCGCGGCGGAGCGGCUGCGGGCUGCUCCCGUUCCUGCUGCUGCUGCCGCUGCUCGGAGGGGCGGCGGGGCCGGGGAGCGGCGGCUCUCCCCGCCUGCUGCGCUUCUCCGGGCAGGUGCCCGAGAACAGCCCGGCGGGGACGCGUGUGCGGGGCUUGCGGGUGCCGCUGCGGAGGCUGCUGGGCCCCGGGGAGCCGUCCGGAGAAUGGGCGCUGGAAGGCCACGGCGCCUCCCGCUUCUCCCUUCAGCGGCGGCCGGGCGGCGGCGGGGGUCUGCUCCUUCUCCGCACCGCCGAGCCCCUGGACCGGGAGACGCAGGCCGAGUACGGGCUCCGGCUGCGGCCGCGGGCGGGACGGUCCCCGCGGGAGGCGCUGCUGCGGGUCCGGGUCUUGGACCGCAACGACCACCGACCGCGGCUGCCGCCGGCGCGGCCGCUGGAGGUGGACGAGCUGGUCCCGCUGGGCACGGAGGUGGCCCGGCUCCGCGCCUCGGACGGCGACGAGGGCGCCAACGCGCGCCUCACGUACCGCCCCUGGCCGCCGGGCGCCGGCAGCCGCCUGCUCUUCGUGGUGCCCCGCAGCGGGCAGGUGCUGACCGUGGGCUCGCUGCUGGGGCUGCGCCGGCUCCGCCUCUGCGUGGCCGCUCUGGACCACGGGCGGCCGCGGCCGCUGCGCAGCCCCGCGCGGUGCCUGCGCCUGGCCGUGCGCGGGCGGGGGGCGGCGGGCGGCGCGGUUCGGCGGCGGGAGCCGCGCUCGCUGCAGCCGCCGGGGCCCGGGGCCCGGCGCUACACGGCUCGCCUGCCCCCCGGGGCGCGGGUGGGCGACACCGUCUUCACCGUCCCGAGGAGCCGAGACCCGGCGGCGGGCGCCUGGUUCGAGCUGGCCUCUGCCGGCGCCGCCCCCGUGGGGGUCGACAGGACGUCGGGGCGGCUCUACCUGCGGCGGGAGCUGCGAGCGGGCGGCCGGGCGGAGGUGCUGGUCAAGGUGCACCGCGGCGGAGGAGGAGCAGGAGUGGAUGCUGACCAGGCACGGCCGUGCCGGGCACUUGCCGUGCGAAGAGAUGCGGCCGCGGUCACGCUGCCCUCCGUGGGGUGCGGAGAGCCGCAGGCGGCUGCGGGAGCUCGGUGGGUGGUGCGGGAAUGUGCCACGGCUCUUCCCCGGUAG